AUGAUCCCCAACACAACUACUCCUCCUGCGGCUGAGACCGCCGACCAGAUCACCGCACCUGGGAACAAGAAGAAGAACAACAACACCACCACCACCACCACCAACAACAACGACGGCAACAACCAUGGCGCAGGUAACAUGUUUGCUCCGGACGACAACACCAGCGAGAAGCUGGUCGGUGAAGUGACCGAGUUCGAGAAGCGUAAGAUCAUGGCUGGAAACGCCAAGUUCCAUCGCCUCGGCUGGAAGCGUCUUGUGAUAGUCCUGAUUGUCCAAGCCGUUGCUCUCGGUUCGCUGUCCAUCCCGGGUGCCUUUGCCACCCUGGGAAUGGUCGCUGGUGUCAUCUGUUCCAUUGGUAUCGGUCUUAUCGCCAUCUACACAUCCUACAUCGUCGGCAAGGUCAAGGUCAAGUUCCCCCACGUGGAACACUACCCUGCCGCAGGAGGGCUCAUGUUUGGCCGUAUUGGAUCCGAGAUCUUCGGUGUCAUGUUGACCCUGAUGCUGGUUCUCCUUACGGCCUCUCAUUGUUUGACGGGGACUAUUGCCUUUCAAGUUCUUACCGAAAGCCACAUCUGCAGUGUGGUCUGGGGUGUCGUUUCCGCCAUUAUUCUCAUCAUUCUGGCGAUCCCCCCUAGUUUCGCAGAGAUGGCCAUCCUUGGCUACAUCGACUUUGCCUCGAUCAUCCUCGCCAUCGGAAUCACCAUGAUCGCGACCGGAAUUACCAACUCCGCCGCCGAGACCCCAGCUCAGUGGUCAGCUUGGCCCAAGGAAGACAUCUCGUUUUCCAGCGCCUUCCUGGCCAUUUGCAACAUCUUCUUCGCGUACAGCUUCUCCAUCUCGCAGUUUUCCUUCAUGGACGAAAUGCAUACGCCGACUGAUUACAUGAAGUCUGUCUGGUCCUUGGGAGUUCUUGAGAUCGUCAUUUAUACCCUCACCGGAUCGCUCAUUUACUCCUUUGUGGGCCCCGAUGUGGCGUCUCCUGCCAUCUUGUCCACCUCAAAGACAGUUACCAAGGUGGCAUUCGGUGUCGCGCUGCCUGUUAUCUUCAUCAGUGGCUCCAUCUGCACAACAGUCGCCGCACGAUACAUUCACGGAAGAGUGUACAAGGAUAGCGUUACGCGCUACAUCAACACCAAGCAGGGCUGGAUCACAUGGUUGGCAUUGAUCACCGUCUUCACCUGGAUUGGAUUUGUUGUUGCCGAAGCUAUUCCUUUCUUCAGCGAGUUGAUUGGUAUUGUCUCGAGUUUGCUCAACUCUGGCUUCACGUUGUAUAUCCCGGCCAUGAUGUGGUUCAUUCUCAUCAAGGAGGGCAAGUGGUACGAGAAGAAGAACAUCUUCUGGAGUAUCCUCAACGGUCUCAUUUUUGUCAUGGGACUGGUAGUCUUGGUCUGUGGAACAUACUCCUGCAUCGUGAGCAUUGUAAGUUUCAUCCAAUUCCCCAGAAGAAGUUUAUCACGCUAA
Colletotrichum truncatum is the source of this 1461-nucleotide messenger RNA. RefSeq lists its product as uncharacterized. Gene Ontology annotation, molecular function: L-amino acid transmembrane transporter activity. Gene Ontology annotation, biological process: amino acid transmembrane transport. The record is from RefSeq and is a predicted model, not a curated record. NCBI's taxonomy places the organism in Eukaryota, Fungi, Ascomycota, Sordariomycetes, Glomerellales, Glomerellaceae.